AUGGAUGAAGCAAUUGCCACUGUCGUCUCCGUCUGCGGAACGACCCCAGAGCUGGCCUCGCAAUAUGUACAGCUUGCCGACGGUGAUCCUAAUCAAGCAGUUCAGUUGUUUUUUGAAAAUGGCGGCGCCGACCUCGCAGGCAAUACCUCUCGUCCUCCUCCACCUCCACCACCAACAACUUCUUCCGACCCACGUAUGCCUGGCGGGCCCCUAAAUCCCAUCGAUGCCGACGCGGACGAUAAUAUUUCCGAUGACAAUGAUCCGGAAAUUACUGGUUUUCGGAAAAAUACUCUGAGAGACACUGCUUCUGGACCCCCGCGGGGUCUAGACUAUGAAGAUGAUGAGGCCAUGGCGCGGCGCUUACAAAAUGAAAUGUACGGAGAGGGUGCCAUGGACGAUAUUGUGCGGGCCCCCAUUGCCCGACAGGCAGAGACUUUGGUGGGAGCAGGGUCAACCAUCCCAGGCAUGAGGGAAGUGUCAUAUACCUCGUCCGUAGAAGAACGAAUGCGGGCCCUGGAGAGAAGGAGGCAACAAGCGCGGGCAGGAAUCUUCAACCAACACCAGCCGACCUCCAUUUGGGACCAAAAUGUGAGUGCCACCUCGAACGGUCCGGAUGUACUUGCAGAGUCUACUGGUGGAGCGUCAGAGGCUUCCGCGAGGUCGAAUCGACUUGCCAGACUCUUUCAACCUCCGUGGGAUCUGAUGUACAAGGGAGAUUGGGAAGCGGCAAGAGAUCAGGGCAAGGAGCACAAAAAGUGGCUACUGGUGGAUAUCCAGGAUCCUUCGAUCUUUGACUGCCAGGCAUUGAACCGUGAUAUAUGGAAGAACGAAGGGAUUGCGGAAACGGUCAGGGAGAAUUUCAUCUUUCUCCAAUACAACAGGGACGACCCGAGAGCCUCGCAAUACGUCCAAUAUUAUUUUCCCAACUAUGAGGUCCAGAAUGAAUACCCGCACGUCGCCAUCGUUGAUCCUCGAACGGGCGAACAAAUCAAACUUUGGUCGCGCAAAGUUCCCCCACCUCCUGAGUUUCUCAUGCAACUGCACGAAUUUUUGGAUCGAUACAGUCUUGAGAACAACGUCCGCAACCCAGUGGCCAAGAGGAAAUCCGAGGCCAAAAAGGAGAAGCCCAUCGAUCAGCUUACGGAGGAGGAAAUGCUGGAACGAGCGUUGCAAGCUAGUUUGGCGACUCAGAGUCACGAACACAAAUCGAAUCCGGCAGAAGAUCCGGAUGAUCUCACCCGGAGUGUUGGGGAUGUCCGAGGAACAGAAACACCAGAAGUUACAAGUGCAAUGGAUGUUGACCACAACGGCACUGACGAAGCAGCCCCAUCGACUGCAUUUACACAAAUCCCAUCUGAUCACCCUCAUCAAGAGCCACCUGCCGGGCAGGGAGUGACGCGAGUACAAAUCAGACAUCCCGGUGGACGCAUCGUUCGUCGAUUCGCAGAAAAAGAUCUUGUGCAACGAAUCUAUGAGUUUCUCAAGGCGGAACCACUUGAAGGUAGGGAAGGAAUGCCAUUCGAGCUCGUGUCAAUGGGCAAGAACCUCCUGGAUGUCCGGCAUGAGACGAUAGAAAGUGCAGGUCUGAAGAAUGGGACGGUCAUGGUGGAAUUUCUGGAGUAA
Messenger RNA from Fonsecaea nubica, 1623 nucleotides. RefSeq lists its product as hypothetical. Bases 1 to 1623 code for a protein of 540 amino acids. NCBI's taxonomy places the organism in Eukaryota, Fungi, Ascomycota, Eurotiomycetes, Chaetothyriales, Herpotrichiellaceae. Gene Ontology annotation, cellular component: nucleus. Gene Ontology annotation, biological process: proteasome-mediated ubiquitin-dependent protein catabolic process. The transcript has 2 exons. Gene Ontology annotation, molecular function: ubiquitin binding. The record is from RefSeq and is a predicted model, not a curated record.